Molecule: messenger RNA, 325 nt
Organism: Rotaria sordida
Lineage: Eukaryota; Metazoa; Rotifera; Eurotatoria; Philodinida; Philodinidae
Source: the annotation of a GenBank genome assembly
UUAGGCAAACACAGCGUUAAAAUAUUAUGGUUUAAUCAGUGCUCGAACUGAAUAUGGGCUGGAAGAACUUAUUUCCAAAGUAUUUCGUUACUGGUCACAACAUGGUGGUGUUUAUCUACUUGGUAGUACAAAUACUGAAAAAGCUAGUUUAUUUAAUAGUCUUAUUGAUUCUGAUCUUCGUCAUAUUCAUGGACUUGGUUGUAUUCAACGUGCAACUGAAUCAAAUCUUCCUGGUACAACAAUGAAUGUUCUUCGUUUUCCAACUCAAUUAAGAACCGGAAAAAAUCGAUUUAUUAAUUCAAUUGAAAAUGAAACAACUACUUAA